UUUAUUUUCUUUAUCCGUAAGAAUUUUGUUCAAGUUUAUUACCAAAUGUUAAAGACAAAGUUAUUGAAAUAAUGUGAAAAAAAAACAUAAAAAGGAGCACAGUGUUUUUAACAGUGAUAUUUUUAUUCUAGAGAUGACCUCCGUUAUGACAAUGGUCGCAUGUCUGACAGCAAUGUCUGUGUGCGUGGUUGUGUUGGCGGAAGCAAGACUGGUAGCUAUAGACAGGUAUGCCGCCGGGAUAACACGGAUACAUAAUAAAUACAGGAAUCAGGAGAAAGCUGCUAACAUGCAAAUGUUGAUAUGGGAUAAUACUCUGGCAAGGAAAGCUGCUGAAUGGUCAGAAAAUUGCUACUGGGGUCAUCAGAGACGUGGUCUUGGAGAGAAUUUAGCGUAUCGAUGGAGUACUGGGACCCUAAAACCGUCUGAUGUAAUCAUUAAAGCUAUAAAGGGUUGGUAUAACGAGAAGUUUAUCUGGAGAUGGUCAACACAAUGCGGAGCAGCGUGCCACUACACUCAGAUGGUGUGGGCAAAGACGACAAAGGUCGGAUGCGCUUACAGCAUUUGUAAUCAGCUCCGGACAACGGGCUCUCCAGUGAGGAAUGCACAUUAUCUCGUAUGCUUCUACAAUCCACCAGGCAAUUACUACGGACAGUUCCCGUUUUGGUACGGACAACGCUGUACAAAAUGUGGUAAAUCAGACAUAUGCCGUAAAGGUCUUUGUUGCUCUCAAGCCAAGUCUCACCAUAACCAGUAUUUACCAAAUGGAAGAAGAAUUGAAGAUGAAUUAAUAGGGCAAGUAAUCACCCCGAAAUACUCCAGCACAAGGAAUCAGCAAGUGGACAAGAGUAAAAUUUCCGUAUCUAUAAAAAUAAUGUAUGAUGGAAAAGUGGUGCACAGGGACCAGAUUAAGUCCCGGUACGAAACGAAAAUAAGGAAUGAUGUUAUGAAUUAUCUUCUUAAGAAGGAUGGUGAUGUGUAGACUAAUAAUGCGUAAUAUAUAAUUCUAAAAACUUUUAAAUUAUUAGGAAAAUUUGUCAUGUAUUCUAAAUAUUGUGUCUUUGUAAUCAGUAGUAAAUGUAGGUUUUGUAUGUCAAAGGACGCCACAACGAGUAGAUCAAACAUAUUGAGUAACAUUCUUAUGAUUACUUGACUUAAAUAUCUAUAGGUAACGUAUUAGGCAUUGUCAAAACCUGUAUGUAUCAUGUAAUUGUUAAACUAUAACUUUAUAAUUCAAAUAAAGCAGUAUCAAAACA
Mercenaria mercenaria is the source of this 1253-nucleotide messenger RNA. RefSeq names its product peptidase inhibitor 15-A-like. The transcript is spliced from 5 exons. NCBI's taxonomy places the organism in Eukaryota, Metazoa, Mollusca, Bivalvia, Venerida, Veneridae. Bases 134 to 979 code for a protein of 281 amino acids. The record is from RefSeq and is a predicted model, not a curated record.